CAUUUAAAAUUAAAUCCGCGUGGGAAUGAAAUAAAUAUAUCCGGGGCAAGGUGAUUUCUUUAGGUCGAAGUUUGGUUCUCAUCGGAUUUAUGUUGAACGUGAGAAGUCUCUCAGCAUUCCACGAUGAUUAGGUCAACUGUUCUCAGGCUUGCACGAGCACCACUGCUGCAGAAAAGAAUGUCUUCAGGCUUCAAUAAAUAUCCAGUUUUGAAAAACAAACUUUUCGGAAUAAGCGGAAAUGCCAUGCUUGCUUCUGGUUUCUCAUUUUUUCUAGUAGCAGUACUGGUGGUUCAGAAAAGUGGAUACCUCAUUCCACACACCAUUGGGCCAGGAUUAAGUCCUGUGGGGAGAAUUGAAAUUGAUCUCACUCCCGAUGAGCUGAAAAACCGAUAAAAUCGUAUAAAUUUGCUCUGUUCCAAUUUUAGUUUUGUUCAAUUGAAUAUUAUAUGUCCUGAAUUCUA
Molecule: messenger RNA, 461 nt
Organism: Styela clava
Lineage: Eukaryota; Metazoa; Chordata; Ascidiacea; Stolidobranchia; Styelidae
Source: RefSeq, a predicted model, not a curated record